CCUCUGCCAGAGCCCUGUCCCCUCCUCUCGCCGGUCCGCUGCCUCCCCUCUGAAGAGCCAGCCUGGCACCAGGCCCGCGCCGCACCGUCGCAGACAAUUCGGGAUUGCUUCGCUCGCUCCUUCCUUACGUCGAGUGCCCUCCCAGUGGAUCUUUCAUCCAGGAUGUUCCGCCGUGCCCUUUCCCUGCCCACCCGCAGCCUCACUGCCGUCCCUCGCCGCGCCUUCGCCUCGGCUGCCCCCGAGAUUGGCCAGGCCCCCGCCAGCUCCGGCAUGAGCUCCCCCAACCGCUGGAUCAUCGGCGCCACCAUCGUCUCGGCCGUCGCGCUGGCCUGCUUCUCCAUGAAGAGCAAGACCGACGAUCGCUCGUCCCUUGGCUACUCCCCCUACACCCCGCGGGCCCUGACCCUCGAGUCGCUGAUCACCGCCCAGGCCGCCGCCGAGGAUCGCGACCCGACUGCCGAGCUCAAGGCCCUGCACAGCAUCUUUGCCCCGUACCAGCCGCUGGAUGACAUCAUCGCCGCCAAGGCCGCCGCCGCCUCCAAGGCCGCCCUCCCGGCCGGCCCCGUGUCCGAGGCCAUGAAGAUCUUCGCCGGUGACCUGUCCAACCUGGCCAUCUCCAUCGACCAGCUGGCCACCGUCCCGGCCGCCCUGGCCACCGCCCUGGUGCACAUCUUCGCCGGGCCGACCGCCAACCGCCUGGCCAAGCCCGAGUAUUCGGCCGAGUCGCUGCUGGCCGCCAAGGAGAUCACCGCCCUCUUUGCCAACUCCCCGGACCGCGCCGCCCUGCUGAAGCAGAUUGCCGCCGAUGCCGAGGUCCCUGCCCUGUCCGGCAACAAGGCUGCCGCUUCGGCGGCCCCGGUCAUCCCGGUGGCCCUCGGCACCGCUGGCGAGUCCGUCUGGCUGAUGGCCGGCGGCCGGGUCUUCCUGAAGAACCUCUACCAGUUCCUGAACAGCGGGUACUACUCGGUCCGCCCGGAGGAUGGUGCCGACCCGAAGGUCGUGCGCGAGGCCAUCCUGGCCAAGUCCAAGGGCGAGCCGGUUCCCGCCGCCGGGGAUGGUCGCGUCUUUGUCGCCUGGUCUGGCUUCCCCUUCGAGAACACUUCCGAGGUCCUGGCCCUGACUGGUCUGCUGUCCGGCAACUUUGUCCUCGGUGUGUCCAAGGACGCCGCCGAGCACCUGCUCUCGCAUGCCGUCUUCCCGGCCGACUCGAAGCUCUCCCUGGCUGAGAAGCUGGCCCAGAUGUAUGGCGACUAUGUGGUCAUCGUGGCCGACUCCAAGGUCCCGACCGUGGUCAUGCCCGAGAUCGAGAUCAAGAAGCCCGAGCCCAAGCCCGCCGCCGCCGCCACCGCCGCCGCUCCUGUCCCUGCCGAGAAGAAGGCCGACGACCUUGAUGACCUGCACAUCGUCAUCACCGAGGCUGAGGAUGAGACCGCCAACAAGCCGGCCGCCGGCAUUGACACCGAGGAGGUCCUCUUCGUCGUCGAUGACCCGUCCACCAACACCCACGAGGCCGCUGUUCUGACCAUCCCGGCUGAGCGCAAGUAAGCACGCACGUGUGCUGGCUUUCCCUCGUCCUCCUCCCCCUCUCUCUGUCCUGCCUCGGCGGGGGGGAGGGUAAAGACCGGGCGGGGAUGUCGCGCCCCGUCCACUCGUCCUCAUGCGGUGUGGGCCAUACGUCACCCCCCUCCCCUGCCGCCCCUUCCCUCUCCGUGCUUUCCUCUCCCCCCCCCCCCUUCUCCCACUUC
Molecule: messenger RNA, 1745 nt
Organism: Fonticula alba
Lineage: Eukaryota; Rotosphaerida; Fonticulaceae
Exons: 4
Coding region: 163-1545 (460 amino acids)
Source: RefSeq, a predicted model, not a curated record